CUUGGGGGUAAGCACUGCUCGAAUGCCCGGAGAUCUCCGGGAACGUUCGCACCGGAGACAACGCACGGCGGACCACGACGCGCACACGACCACUGUUGUUGUUGUUGUCGCUAAUGUUGUAAUAGCCGUUGCCGCCGUCACGUAAAAUUCGCCACACUCGUCGAAUUGGUUUUUGCUAUUUUUCCUAGAAAUCUUUAAUCAUCUAAUCCUUAAAAGUCGACCCAAAACACGCACGCAAGACGCCUUUGUUAUCAUAAAUUGUAUUUUUCCGGUCUGGUUUCUUAUUUCUGAUUUUCCGUUCGACCAUUAUGUAACUCGCCCACACCGACAACACAGACGACGACGUCCUUCUACGCGUCCGCUUGACGGCUCACCGGCGGGCUGCUGCUGAAGACGAGGACGAGGACGACGCCGAAGACGGUUAAGGCGGCGGCGGCGGCGAUGGUGACGGCGUGCUGCUGCUGCUACGACGACCACGCCGCCACGCCCGAGCCGCGAUGACCGGCCGCGCCGCGCACACGGUGACCACGACGGCAUGGCUUGUGGCCUGCGUCGCCUUUAUGGCGCCGAUGGCGCCGCCGGACGCGCACGCCGCGGCCCCUGGCGGUGGUAUGUUCGGUGACGUAAACAUAUCGGCGAUUCUCGAUUCGUUCAGUUUGAGCUAUGACAAAAGAGUAAGACCAAACUACGGAGGGCCCCCAGUAGAGGUCGGAGUCACCAUGUAUGUUCUCAGUAUAAGCUCCGUGUCCGAAGUACUAAUGGACUUCACGUUAGAUUUCUACUUCAGACAGUUCUGGACCGAUCCCCGGCUGGCGUUCACCAAGCGGCCGGGCGUCGAGACGCUGUCCGUGGGAUCGGAGUUCAUCAAGAACAUCUGGGUACCCGACACGUUCUUCGUCAAUGAGAAACAGUCGUACUUCCACAUAGCGACCACCAGCAACGAAUUCAUCCGGAUACACCAUUCAGGGAGCAUAACGCGGAGCAUUCGCUUGACGAUCACUGCGUCGUGUCCCAUGAACCUGCAGUACUUCCCGAUGGACCGACAGCUGUGUCACAUCGAAAUCGAGAGCUUUGGUUAUACGAUGAGAGACAUCCGGUAUAAGUGGAAUGAGGGACCAAACUCGGUGGGCGUGUCCAACGAAGUGUCCCUGCCUCAGUUUAAAGUGCUGGGACAUCGGCAGAGAGCUAUGGAAAUUAGCCUGACAACAGGUAACUAUUCGAGACUGGCUUGCGAGAUCCAAUUUGUGCGGUCCAUGGGCUACUAUCUAAUCCAAAUCUACAUACCCAGCGGACUGAUCGUCAUCAUAUCCUGGGUGAGCUUUUGGUUGAACCGGAAUGCCACGCCAGCCAGAGUGGCGUUGGGUGUCACCACCGUGCUGACCAUGACCACGCUCAUGUCGUCCACCAACGCAGCGCUGCCGAAGAUAUCGUACGUGAAAUCCAUCGACGUGUACCUGGGCACGUGUUUCGUCAUGGUGUUCGCCUCACUAUUGGAGUACGCCACCGUCGGGUACAUGGCAAAAAGGAUACAGAUGAGGAAAAAUCGUUUCCUGGCCAUUCAGAAGAUCGCCGAGCAGAAGAAGGGCGGCCACGACACACUCGGUCACGGGCACUCGCAUCAACAGCAGCGCUCCGGUCACGGCAACAUGUCCGGCCACAAUACGCUGUCCGGUCACAAUACGCUUUCCGGUCACAAUACGCUUUCCGGCCACAAUACCCUUUCCGGCCACAAUACGCUGUCACACGGCUUGUCGGGCCACGGUUUGCCACCUUCCCACGGGACAAUGGCCGGCCACGGUGGAUACGACACCCACCGGCACAGUCACAGCGGCCACGGUGGUCACGGCGGCACCUUGCCGAGCCAAAUCCUUCCUGGAGACAUGGACCACGCGCACAGACAAACGGAGGUGCGGUUCAAGGCCCACGAUCCAAAGAACUACCUCAAGGGCGGAUCUCUGGAGAACACCAUCAACGGCCGUGGGGACGACGAUUGCAACAUCACCCCGUUACCGCCGCAGCACGUCAUGCACCCGAGCAAGGACAUCAACAAGCUGUACGGCAUCACGCCCAGUGACAUCGACAAGUACUCGAGGAUCGUGUUCCCGGUGUGCUUCGUUUGCUUCAACCUUAUGUACUGGAUCAUCUACCUACACAUCAGCGACGUGGUGGCCGAUGACCUAGUACUGCUCCAGGCGGACAAGUAGACUUAUUCGCAGACUUUGCGCCUCAAAGACGACGAGGAAGCUACGAUAAUAUAUUAUAAUGUUAUAAUAUACUACAAUAAAAUAUAACAUUUUUAUCUAGGUUUAGUAUAAGAGCUCAACUACGAAAAAUACUGCAUCCCGAGUAUAUUAAAUUAUUAUUAUAUUAUUAUUAUUAUUAUUAUUAUUAUUAUUAUUAUUAUUAUUAUUAUAGUACCUAAUUGUA
Messenger RNA from Acyrthosiphon pisum (pea aphid), 2427 nucleotides. RefSeq names its product gamma-aminobutyric acid receptor subunit beta. The transcript is spliced from 9 exons. Gene Ontology annotation, biological process: monoatomic ion transmembrane transport. NCBI's taxonomy places the organism in Eukaryota, Metazoa, Arthropoda, Insecta, Hemiptera, Aphididae. Gene Ontology annotation, molecular function: GABA-A receptor activity; extracellular ligand-gated monoatomic ion channel activity. The record is from RefSeq and is a predicted model, not a curated record. Gene Ontology annotation, cellular component: membrane. The coding region runs from base 498 to 2204 and encodes 568 amino acids.